Molecule: messenger RNA, 1246 nt
Organism: Cornus florida
Lineage: Eukaryota; Viridiplantae; Streptophyta; Magnoliopsida; Cornales; Cornaceae
Product: bidirectional sugar transporter SWEET3
Exons: 6
Coding region: 237-992 (251 amino acids)
Biological process (GO): carbohydrate transport
Cellular component (GO): membrane
Molecular function (GO): sugar transmembrane transporter activity
Source: RefSeq, a predicted model, not a curated record
UAAUUUUCCUCCACUACUUGUUGAAGACAUAGACAGCACUUCCUUUCUCUCUUUCAAUUUUUUAUUUUUAUUUUUAAAUUUAUUCUCUUUUUAUCCUUCUCUGCACUAUUUAUAUCCCCUGAAGGAUGCCAAACAGUUCAGGCGUUCUUAAUUAGUUCUUUCAAGGUCUGCUCUAAGGACCAUUCCUGCCCUCUGCUCAGACCCGUUAAUUUUUUUUUUCAUUUUAGUGCAAAAUCAUGGGGGAUAGGCUGCGUUUGGCUGUUGGAGUAAUGGGGAAUGCGGCUUCGAUGUUACUUUAUGCUGCUCCCAUACUAACUUUUUCAAGGGUCAUAAGGAAGAAAAGCACUGAGGAGUUUUCAAGCGUUCCGUACAUCCUUGCACUAUUCAACUGUUUCCUCUACACUUGGUAUGGCUUGCCUGUAGUAAGCUGCGGGUGGGAAAAUUUCCCUCUGGUCACCAUUAAUGGCUUAGGAAUUCUUCUUGAGAUUUCCUUCAUUCUCAUAUAUUUUUGGUUUGCUCCAGCCGGAGGAAAGAAGAAGGUUGCUAUGACGGUGAUACCUGUUACCGCUGUGUCCUGCAUCACCGGGAUAAUAUCAACUUUCAUAUUCCAUGAUCACCACAGGCGAAAGGUAUUUGUUGGGAGUAUAGGACUCAUAGCCUCUGUAGCAAUGUAUGGCGCUCCUCUAGUGGUUGUGAAGAAAGUUAUACAAACCAAAAGCGUGGAAUUUAUGCCGUUCUACCUCUCUUUUUUCUCAUUCCUAGCAAGUUCACUUUGGAUGGCCUAUGGACUACUAAGCCAUGACCUUUUUCUUGCGUGUCCUAAUCUGGUGGGUAGCCCUUUAGGUAUCCUCCAGCUUGUGCUCUAUUGUAAGUACAGGAAAAGGGGAAUUAUGGAGGAACCACACAAAUGGGAUAUCGAAAACAAUAAUGAGGAUAAACUCAAACAAGAGUUGCAGCUCAAUGUUACUGACAAUACUAAUGGAAAGACUUAGAAGAAUUUUUUACACGAACAAGGUCUACUUGGAUUCUCUUUAACCUUCUAUAGCAACACGAACAAUUUGAGCUGCUGCUAAUAACUAAUGCACGCAUGCAUGCAGCUACAAUUUACUUGCUUGUGGCAGGGAAACUUUAUCUGAGUGGGUGGUAAUUUUCAGUGACUCAUAAGGAGGAAAUAGUAUUAGCUACUAAAGUUAUUCUUCUGAUAAAUGUAGAACAAUUAUCAAUGAAACUUUUCUUCUUGACAACA